AUGUCUCUAAGCUGGCACCAGGAUGAUUCAUAUUUGGAGAGUUACAUAAGCACCAUUGGAGUUGAUUUUAAAAUACGCACCGUGGAGCAAGAUGGGAAGACCAUCAAACUUCAAAUUUGGGAUACUGCCGGACAAGAACGUUUUAGGACAAUCACUAGCAGCUACUAUCGUGGGGCACACGGGAUUAUAGUGGUUUAUGAUGUGACGGACCAAGACAGCUUCAACAAUGUCAAGCAGUGGCUUACUGAAAUUGAUCGCUAUGCAAGUGAAAAUGUUAACAAACUUCUUGUUGGGAACAAGUGUGAUCUCACUGCAAAUAAAGUUGUGUCAUAUGAAACAGCCAAGGCAUUUGCUGAUGAAAUCGGGAUUCCUUUCAUGGAAGCCAGUGCAAAGGAUGCUACUAACGUAGAGCAGGCUUUCAUGGCUAUGGCUGCUGCGAUAAAAAAUAGGAUGGCAAGCCAACCGGCGGCCAUGAACAAUGCCAAACCUCCAACAGUGAAUAUUCGUGGACAACCUGUUGCACAGAGUAGUGGCUGCUGUUCUUCGUAA
Messenger RNA from Ilex paraguariensis (yerba mate), 549 nucleotides. Lineage: Eukaryota; Viridiplantae; Streptophyta; Magnoliopsida; Aquifoliales; Aquifoliaceae. The record is from the annotation of a GenBank genome assembly.